Molecule: messenger RNA, 534 nt
Organism: Cuscuta campestris
Lineage: Eukaryota; Viridiplantae; Streptophyta; Magnoliopsida; Solanales; Convolvulaceae
Source: the annotation of a GenBank genome assembly
AUUAGGAGUAUUGCCUUUAUGCUCACUUAAACAAGUGAUCGUAUUAAAAUCACUGCCAAUAAACCAUUGGUGUGAAAUGACAGAGGUGUCAAUAAUAUUUUUCAAGAGUGUUCUUCUUUCUCUUCCUAUGUGCUUUCCAUAUACUCUACUAGAAAUUUCCCAAAAACCUUGACCAUAUACACUGGAACUCCUAAUCAUUUUCCCUUUUCAAUGGGAAUACAAGAAGUUCUUCUCAAUACGUUGUCUAAAUUCACCUUGGAUGGAUCCAUAGAUUGUCCAGUCAAGACAAAACCUAAGCGAUCCAUCUUUCUUAGAUUUAGACCUAGCCCUAAAGGAUCUUUUCUUCAAGUCCUAGAAAGGAGACAAGAUCGAAGGAAUAUGAUAUUCAUCCUGAAGGCCAACAAGCUCCAUGGACAAACCAGUACAACGUGGGCAGUCCUAGCCGAAGCAAUGCAAGGAAGGCAGUGAAGAACAAGGCUACAAACACCAGCAGCACUUGAAUCCAAGGCCCUGCAAAAAAGAGGAGAGGCGUGU